Ceratotherium simum simum (southern white rhinoceros) is the source of this 1224-nucleotide messenger RNA. Its product is annotated as glutamate receptor ionotropic, NMDA 2A-like. The record is from RefSeq and is a predicted model, not a curated record. NCBI's taxonomy places the organism in Eukaryota, Metazoa, Chordata, Mammalia, Perissodactyla, Rhinocerotidae.
UAAGGCUUUCGCGGGGGCUGCUGCGUCUCGCCGACUGAGAAUAAGUCCCUAACUUGGCGUGGGGGCGCCCCUGCCUUCCUCCUCCUCUUCCUUCGAGGCGACUGCAGCAGAAGCACGUCCCGGGAGCCCGGCUUUGCCAGUGCACCAGGGUGGCCAGGCGCUCUCUGGACUCCCGCCGGGAAGUGGGGAGCUGAACGCCCGGCGCCGAGCUGGCCCCGCAGCGAAGGGCCGGAGGGAGCUGCGUUCCCCCGCCCGCGCCUCUCUCGGCCAGGGACCUCGGGGAUCCCCGGCCACACGCGCGCGCACGCUCCCACACUCACUCACACACACACUCGCCCUCACGCACACCGCCCCGGAGCCUGGGCUGCGGAGAGGGCUCUCGGGCGCGCUCAGAGGACCGGGCAGUGGCUGUCCAGAGUGGGGCGGCAAGCCGAGCUCUGGCUCUUGGAGGGAGGCGCCAAGGGUUUAGCCAGAGUAUGGGGCCGAGUGAGCGCUGAGAGUCGCGGCCGCAGCCAUCAGCCCUGGAGAUGACCAGGAGCGGCCACUGCUGAGAACUAUGUGGAGAGAGGCUGCGAUCCCUGCUGCAGAGCCUCCGGCUGGGAUAGCCGCCCCCCGUGGGGGCGAUGCGGACAGCGCGGGACAGCCAGGGGAGCGCGCGGGGGCCGCAGCAUGCGGGAACCAGCUAAACCCGGUGGCUGCUGAGGCGGCCGAGAUGCUCGUGCGCGCAGCGCGCCCCACUGCAUCCUCGACCUUCUCUGGCUACAGGGACCGUAAGUGGCGACUAUGGGCAGACUGGGCUAUUGGACCCUGCUGGUGCUGCCGGCCCUUCUGGUCUGGCGCGGUCCGGCGCAGGGCGCGGCGGCGGAAAAGGGUCCCCCGGCGCUGAACAUCGCAGUGCUGCUGGGCCACAGCCACGACGUGACGGAGCGCGAGCUGCGAAACCUGUGGGGCCCCGAGCAGGCGGCGGGGCGGCCCCUGGAUGUGAACGUGGUAGCGCUGCUGAUGAACCGCACCGACCCCAAGAGCCUCAUCACGCACGUGUGCGACCUCAUGUCCGGGGCGCGCAUCCACGGCCUCGUGUUUGGGGACGACACCGACCAGGAGGCUGUGGCCCAGAUGCUGGAUUUUAUCUCCUCACAGACUUUCAUCCCCAUCCUGGGCAUCCACGGGGGCGCGUCUAUGAUCAUGGCUGACAAGGUGGUCAUCGUGUGCAGCCGAGGAUGA